Molecule: messenger RNA, 4332 nt
Organism: Lachancea thermotolerans CBS 6340
Lineage: Eukaryota; Fungi; Ascomycota; Saccharomycetes; Saccharomycetales; Saccharomycetaceae
Gene: TAF2
Product: transcription initiation factor TFIID subunit TAF2
Exons: 1
Coding region: 1-4332 (1443 amino acids)
Biological process (GO): transcription initiation at RNA polymerase II promoter
Cellular component (GO): transcription factor TFIID complex
Molecular function (GO): RNA polymerase II general transcription initiation factor activity; transcription cis-regulatory region binding; chromatin binding
Source: RefSeq, a predicted model, not a curated record
AUGCAAGAGGCGACUUCCCCUCCAUCCGCCAUCCCCAGCUUUCAACGUCCGAGAACGGCGUCAGGAUUCCGCGCCAACAGCUCAAACCAGUCAGCAAAAGACUCUUUGAGUGCACAUACGGCCAUGGCACCCCUCAAAGCCACGCCUAGGGCAUCUGGAUCCUCCCAGCUGUUUUUGGCGGCUCCUGAAGCCGCCUUCAAAAUUGCACAUCAACGCGUGUUUGUGGAUGUGGACCUCGCGAACCACUCGCUGGUCGGGUACACGGAGAUUAUUCUCAUCCCACUUAGCGACAGGCUCGAGUUUGUGACGCUGGAUUGUAAGCAGAUGAACGUGACAGGCGUCAUCGUCGAGAACCGGCGCUGUGACAACUAUAUCCACGACGACCCGUACAGGUGGUACGCCGAGAAGUACAGUAAGGGCCAGCUACUGGAUUCCCCACUCUACCGCUGCAACUCCGUUGAGCAGUCACAUUUUCUGCGAAACAAGUUCUCGGAGCUCAACCACGCGUCGGAGAGCACGGACUCUAACAGGUCGCAGCUAACCAUCCGCAUCCCACCCUCCGUUAAAAUAACGCUCCAGGACGCAAAUGCAGUGUCGUUCACCCCCAUCACCCCCUCCAUCCGCACCCCAGCGCAAGACACGAUAUACUCUCCAAUUACCAUCCGCAUAAACUACGAAUUGCACAACCCCACCACCGGCUUACAGUUUGACACUUCGAGGGAACAGGCCCUAUGGAAUGCGUGCACAACAAACACAGAGCUGAAUAGCAGUGCAUCGCACUGGCUGCCGUGCGUUGACACUUUGGAAGAAAAGUGCACUUGGGAACUCGAAUUCAGCAUUCCCAAAAAAGUUCGCGACAUUGGAACUUCCAACAUAGUAGGAGCAACUCAACCUAGAAGGCACAGGCGAAACCCCAAUACGCCUGGCCGCGACAACGAGCACGAUACCGAUAGUGGUAUCGACAAUAUCGACAACGACGGCCAUGACGCGGACAACCGAAACCAGAAUGAAGACGACGAUGAGGAGAUGGACGAAGAGGACGAAGAAGAUAACCCACUAAACAGGGAAAUGGUGGUAUGUUGUUCAGAAUUCUCUUCCGGCAAAGAGGUCCCACAUCCGACCGAUUUAUCGAGAAAGGUGGCUUCGUUUCAAAUUUUCAAUCCAGUAGCACCCCACCACAUUGGCUGGGCUGUCGGGCCUUUCCAAACUUGGGUUCUGCCGCAGGUCAAGGCUCAGGAGGAACCGGAGGAAGAUCCUGAUGAGCCUUACGCCCCAGUUCAAAAUCAAGAAGAUGAGGAAAGAGAUGUUAUUCCAAUUCAAAUAUACACACUGCCUAGUCCGGAUGUUGAUGAAAGAACUAUUUUGAAUUCCACGUUAGUCACUCAUGAGAUUCUGGAUUUUUAUUCCAAGGAAUUCGGUUCUUACUCCUUCACUUCUUAUUGCCUACUCUUCCUGCCUUCGAUAGCGGGGGAUCAUAUGGAUUUCGCAGGCGCAACGUUCUGCAACACGAGACUACUCUAUCCGCCCGAGGUAAUAGACCCCACAUUCACGACAACAGACAAGCUGACUUGGGCCUUGGCGGCACAAUGGGCAGGAGUCAACGUUACGCCAUUGGACAUGAAUGAUAUGUGGUGCUGCAUAGGUAUGGCAGGAUACAUGGCUUUACAAUUUUCCAAACACUUGAUGGGCUUGAAUGAGUUUAAAUAUAGGGUCAAGUUGUUAUCGGAGCAAGUUGUGGAGCAAGAUUGGGAGAAGCCACCAAUGGCAGACUCGUUUACGCAAGCAUCAAUGCCCAUUUCUUCAUUAUCAAAGCAACUGCAGUUUAUAAAACUGAAGGCACCAAUCGUUCUUUAUAUCCUUGAUCGCAGGAUGACUAAAACUGAGCGAUCAUUUGGCAUGUCUCGAGUUUUACCCAAGAUUUUCUUACAAGCCAUGUCUGGUGAUCUGCCUAAUAGCACUCUGUCAACAGCACACUUUCAACACGUUUGUGAGCGUGUCAACAAGAACAAGUUAGAAAACUUUUUCAAGGAAUGGGUCUAUGGGUCCGGGGUUCCUAUAUUUCGGAUCACUCAGCGGUUCAAUAAGAAGAGAAUGGUGGUUGAGAUGGGGAUUAGACAGUGCCAGGUUCAAGAGCUUGGUUUAGGGAAAACGGUCGGUGAUGAAGGGUUUAGCUCGAGUGCUAUGAAUCAUCUUUGUUCUCCGAAUAAAAACUUAACGCCAGUAUUCACAGGAUCAAUGACAAUCAGGAUUCAUGAAGCUGAUGGCACACCUUAUGAACACAUAGUUGAACUGAAGGAUACCUUCACUAAACUCGACAUUCAGUAUAACACCAAAUACAAGAGAUUGAAAAGGAGACGAAAGAUCAACAAGACUGCCAAGCAGGAAGGCAAAGACCCUACGCCUGCAGAAAAUCCUGACGUGCUGGUUGCUGAAGACGAAAACGAAGAUAUCGUUUUGGUCAAUUGCCUAGGUGAUGUGCUUUUGAGUGCUAAAGACUGUAACCAGUGGAACCUUACAGAUCCUAUGGUUACUAGCGAGGGCGAUGAGUUCCAGCAACAAAAUGAGGCCUUUGAAUGGAUCAGAAUUGAUGCUGAUUUCGAGUGGGUGUGCAAAAUACACAUUAAUCAGCCGGAUUACAUGUUUGCAUCUCAGCUCCAGCAAGACAGGGACGUCGAGGCCCAAAUCGAUAGCAUACGAUUUUUCGAAGAUGUCGUCGUAAAUUCCAAUGUGAAUUCAAUGGUCUACUCAUCGAUCCUCACCCGAACAGUAAUGGAUGAAAGGUACUUCUACGGUGUUAGAAUUGAAGCCUGUAGAGCACUCUCGAGAUUCAUCAUGCAACAGCCAAAUACUGACAACUUCUCGGGUGGUGCAAGACAUUUGAUUAAGAUUUUCCAAUACUAUUUCUGCUACGAGAACUCUAACAUCCCGUUUGACAACGACUUCUCAGAUUAUCAGAGAUACUUCCUGCAGAAGGCUAUCCCUCAACUACUUGCAGAAGUAAGGAACCAGAAUGAUGUUUGUCCAAGAUACGUUAAGCGGUUUUUGCUUGACAUACUGAGGUAUAACGAAAAUGGAGACAACAGCUACUAUGAUACCCACUAUGUUGUGACAUUAAUCACAAGCGUCGUCACCAGCGCACUACAGGAUCCCGAAGACGCUUCAUUUUACCAGGAUCUGCUCCACGAACUAAGGCGCUUCAAGAACUUAGAUCAGUGGAUUCCAUCUUAUCAACUUCUCGUAACAAAAUGCAUUAUGAUCCAGCAUUUGAGAUUGGCAAUUGAUGGAUUCUACGUUUUCGACGAUAUCGCCAACAUCUUAGAGUACACCGUUAAAGAAAAACUGAAUUCCACAUCAGAGACCAGCUUCCACGCGACCGAGGGCUUGCAGGAUCUGCUUUUGACAUCGUUUGAAGUUUUGUUAGUUGACGGGGGCAUAAAGAACAAAGAAGCCUUAAAGCUCUUCUUUGAGUAUAUGCUAUUACAUCCAGAUCCUUACGUUAGAACACAACUCAUUAGCGUAUUGGUUGACUCGAUAGACUUCAUUGCUACGAAGAGAUAUCUAGAAGAUCUGGAUGACGACAUAGAUAGCAUCCACACCACCAUAAAUCUACCAUCAGGCAUGGAAAGCGGCAAAUUGGGAGACUCCAACAUCAUAAUAGAAAACUACAGCGCGGAAGCUUCAAGCAAAAGAGAAACUCAAAUGAGAGCAAGCAUUGGCGGCCUCAUCACUCUGAUGCGCCGGAGAUUUGCUUCAUAUGCACCUUUGAAGCAGAUUAUAUGGGAUAGCUUGCACUCACCAUUAACAAGCGUUUAUCAGAAGAAGUGUUUGUUUGACGUUAUACGAGUCAUUUACAAACUGCAAGAUAACUUCUACGUUACCUUGCCAAUCCCAAGAGACAGGAGGCUCGUGGCCAAAAACAUUGGUAACGGCAUUGUUAAGAUUCGCAGGGAAGGGAUCUUGAAGAUAAACCUUGCGCCGAAAAUUAAGAUUAACUCUAAAAGGAAGCCUCCAGUUAGUACCAAAAGCUCUUCAGUAAAAUUGAAACUUAACCUCCCUAACUCAAAAAAGUCAAGCACGCCAUCCAGACGACAGUCGAAUCCUUCAGUUAACUCCUCCCCUUUACCUCGCAAAAAACAGAAAAUUGUCAGGAGCUCUGUUACUAAAAUCGGCUCUCUACCCCUCAGGUUUGUUAAGAUAUCGUCUUCAAGAGGCACAGUGGAUGUUUCUGCAGCUCAGUUCAAUGAAAACGUUACAAUCGUUAAGUCAAAUGCUAGAGCACUGGUAAUGAAGAUAAAGAUGCCUCGUGGAUCCAAAAAGGAGGAAGAUUCCUAA